GCGGAGGUGACCCCCUCGCCGGGGGGUUCCGGCUCCUUCAGCUACAGCCUGGAGGAGCACCCCAAAGCCGCCUUGGCCAUCAUGAACCAGCUCCGCCUGGACCGCCAGCUCUGCGACGUCACCCUCCGCGUCCGUUACCGGCACGACGUCCCCCCCGCCGAUUUCCCGGCUCACAAAAUCGUUUUGGCUUCCUCCAGCCCGGUUUUUAAAGCCAUGUUUACGACGGGGCUGCGGGAACGGGGGAUGGAGGUGAUCCCCAUCGAGGGGGUCCACCCGCGGGUGAUGGAGAGGUUGGUGGAGUUCGCCUACACGGCGUCCAUCUCGGUGGGGGAGAAGUGCGUCCUCCACGUCAUGAACGGCGCCGUCAUGUACCAGAUCGACAGCGUCGUCCGCGCCUGCUGCGACUUCUUGAUCCAGCAGCUUCACCCCAGCAACGCCAUCGGCAUCGCCAACUUCGCCGAGCAGAUCGGCUGCCUCGAGCUGCACCAGAAGGCCCGCGAGUACAUCUAC
Aptenodytes forsteri (emperor penguin) is the source of this 510-nucleotide messenger RNA. Its product is annotated as kelch-like ECH-associated protein 1. The annotation marks the transcript as partial. NCBI's taxonomy places the organism in Eukaryota, Metazoa, Chordata, Aves, Sphenisciformes, Spheniscidae. Gene Ontology annotation, molecular function: transcription factor binding. The record is from RefSeq and is a predicted model, not a curated record. The transcript has a single exon.